AAUGUCCAACCCAGCCUCGACGCUUGCGCCGUCCCCCGUCGCCGCUCCACGCUUGUCCAACGAACGCUCCAAGGAAGAACUCGAACUCGCCGAACGACUGAUCGAGCACUCGCAAGGCAUUCAGCAUGGCGCUCCGAUAGUCGACCGACGCACCACUCCCUCGACAGCAGAUGGUGGAAGCAGAAACGGCGGAGAUGUCGAGCCAUUGUCUGAAGAUGGUGGUAGUGAGACAAGUCUCUCAGCGCAACAACAACAGCUCACGCCGCAAAACUCACAUCACCAGCAACAACAAAAUCUCCAACUGCCAUCUAUCCACGAACUCACCUGGGUCAAACAGAGGAAACCAUUCAACACAGGCAUGGGAGGAGCAGGCCAAGUGUGCAGCAAUUGCGGUACAACGAGAACACCACUUUGGCGACGUUCCCCAGCUGGCGACACGAUAUGCAACGCUUGUGGACUCUAUCUCAAGGCCCGAAAUCAGAUGCGACCCGUCAACCUAAAACGCGGAGCUCAAGCAUCACCAGCAGGCCAGCAGCAGCAACAAGAACACCAGACGACAGCAUCAGGCAACAGAAAGAGCUCAUCACCAACGGCAACAACUAAGCAGCUUGGAGGAGCAACGUAUGUCACCGACACGACGUCGAACGGCACAUGUCCUGGCGGAGGUCGUUGCAACGGAACUGGAGGUCACGAUGGAUGUAAUGGAUGCCCGGCAUACAACAACCGGGUUAGCAAGACAGCGCAGAUUGCUCUGGCACAAGCAAACGACAGCCGAGCACAAGGUCAACAUGGCGCCAGUCAGAGCCCGUACCCGCACGCGCAGAACAGCCCGGGACCAAGCCAGGCGCCGGCGGCCAAUGUCACGGUGGCCUGCCAGAAUUGUGGUACGACAAUUACGCCAUUGUGGAGACGCGACGACAACGGACACACAAUCUGCAAUGCUUGUGGUAUGUUUGCGACAACCUGUUAUCUUAUCUUGAUCAGUUCUGAUUUCAAUCUCUANGGUCUCUACUACAAGCUCCACGGCGUGCACCGCCCUUCCGGCAUGAAGAAGUCAGAAAUCAAGCGUCGCCGUAGAGUCAUGCCUGCUACCAGCGAUCAGCACCUCGCUCCCUUCUCCGUCAAAAACACACAACCAAUCUCGCCUCCUCCUGAGCCCGCUGCUCCAAGAUCCGUACCUCCCUUCUACCCUCCGUCGCAACAACAACAGCACCACCAGCACUCCGAACACUCACACUCCCACCAACUUCCUCCACCUUCGUUCGAGCCCGCUCGCCUUCCCCGCGCGCCCAUCGCUGUCGACUUUACGCAUUUCGGCAAGCCAUCACGUCCGACAUCGGCUGAGCAGCCCGAAUCCGCCCAGCCUUCGAAUCUACCAGUCUCGCGCAAACGAUCUUUUUCCAUCAGUGAUGCCUCAGAUCAAGCACACCAACCUCCUUCGCCGGCUUAUCCUCAUAGCGAUCGAAGUCAAAGAAGCGAGGCCGAGAACAUAGAUCCUUCCCUUUCUUCUACAGCCCCUACACCAGGAUUCAAUGCUUCGAUCCAGGACCACAAGGCCCCGCAAGCCAUCAUGGGCGCCAGAGAGUCAACGCCAUCUGGUCAAUCUUCGCGACAAGAGAAGAGAGCCCGACUGGAACAAGAGAUGGCGAUGAUGAGGGAAGCGCUGUUGGCCAAAGAAAGAGAGAUGGCCGAGUUAGGCGAC
Aureobasidium musti is the source of this 1702-nucleotide messenger RNA. The record is from the annotation of a GenBank genome assembly. Lineage: Eukaryota; Fungi; Ascomycota; Dothideomycetes; Dothideales; Saccotheciaceae.